This is a messenger RNA of Suillus discolor, 2756 nucleotides long. RefSeq names its product pyridoxal phosphate-dependent transferase. Bases 34 to 2652 code for a protein of 872 amino acids. Gene Ontology annotation, cellular component: mitochondrial matrix. The transcript is spliced from 8 exons. The record is from RefSeq and is a predicted model, not a curated record. Gene Ontology annotation, molecular function: transaminase activity; identical protein binding; pyridoxal phosphate binding. Lineage: Eukaryota; Fungi; Basidiomycota; Agaricomycetes; Boletales; Suillaceae.
GUUCAUCAUCAUCUUCAUAUUCUCCCGAACGUCAUGUACAACGGUAUCGGAUUAACCACUCCCCGUGGAAGCGGCACAAAUGGCUAUGUCAUGCGUAACCUCUCGGCACUUCGUGUGCACGAGACGGCCGCAGAUCGAGCUGCUGCCUGGGACGUAGCUCCCCCAAAGCAUAGGGAACCGGACGAAGCUAUUCUAGAACACGAGAGAAAGAGGAAGGUUGAAGUCAAAUGUCUGGAGCUACAACUACAGCUAGAGGACGAUGGUCUGGAUGAAGCAACCAUCGAAACGCGAGUUGACGAACUUCGCACAACUUUGAACAAGGAUUUGGCGUCACUCGCUCCAUCCGCGAAAAAAUUAAAACCAUCUGACACGCAUGGUAUUGCAGCUGCUAAAAAGGCUGAACUCGACAGAAUGGCCCGAGCACUAGGCACGAGAAGUAACUACACGGAGGGCGAUGCAUUUGACCGAGAGAAGCAGGAAGAAAACAAGAUGCGUCGUAUGGUUGAGCGAGAGGAGCGCGAGAGGAAACGCGAAGAAGACAAGUCAAAAUGGUUGGAGCAAAAGCAGAAGUGGGAGGCAGAAAAGAGGGAACGUGAUCGCUUGCGUCGGAGGGAGGAAGAUAGGAUCAGGAGAGAGAAAGAGGAGACCGGCCGAAGGAAAGAGAGAAUGCCCCCUCCUCCCGUUCCUGCAUUCAGAGAUCGACCAAGAGACUAUCGUGGAGAACGUGACCGCAGGAGCCGAAGCCCACGACGUGAAAGAGACAUUCGACGCCGCAGGUCACCUUCUCGGUCUCCUCCACCUCGUCGGCGCUCUCCAUCUCCUCUGCAAUCCAAAAGGUCUCGUUCCCCCGACCGAGCAGGCUAUCGGCAUUCUGGGUCUGUAACACCACCAUCAAGGCGGUCACCGCCUCCCGUAGUUCGCCGCUCGCGUGAGCGUUCAGAAUCACCUCCUCGCCGUGGUCGCGAUCGCUCAGAAACACCACCCCGCCGACGUGGGUGGGAUAGGUCAGAAUCUCCGCCUCGCAAAGACCGCGAGCUCUCACCACCACCUCCCCGUAAUGAAAGUGACCAAGAUCGUGGAAGAAAUAGCUCUCGAUCACCGCGACCCACAGGACGUGGUCGCUCAGCUUCUUCGAAUUCGUCCAUGUCUGCAUCCAUGCACUCUACUGUGCGUCUGGCCCAUCCUCUUCCAACCCGGCUGCAAAUUUUGGCUCGAGGCUCCAGUGCAACCCCAUUAGUAGCACCCAGGCGAUACGCUUCAAAUGUUGUAUCUGAGCUUCCCACAUCCCCCAGCACACGCUACUUGAAGUCUAUAUAUGACUUUUCUGUAAAUACACAAUCUGCUGCGACCAAGAACACUAUAGCGCUCGGGGAUGAAUACAUCCUUCCUGUCUACGCGCGUCCUCCGUUCGUACUCUCUCAUGGACGUGGUAGCUGGGUCUGGGACGCAGAUGGCCGAAAAUUUCUUGAUUUCAGCGCAGGCAUCGCAGUGAACGCAUUGGGACAUGCGGAUCCAGGUGUCUCAGAGGUGCUCCAGCAGCAGUCGGCAACCCUUCUCCAUACCUCAAAUGUAUACUACAACGAGUGGGCGCCAAAGCUAGCGGAGCUUCUAGUGACACUCACUAACAAAGAAGGUGGACUAGGUUACGCUGCUGGCGGCACCUCUCCAUCUUCUUCAGCCGCUAAGCAAGGGGCCAAGGUUUUCUUCUCCAACUCAGGCACCGAAGCGAAUGAGGGUGCUCUGAAGAUAGCUCGUAAAGUUGGAAAGGACCGCUGGGCCACCGCCACUGGUGGAAAAGUUGACGACCCAUCGUGUCCUAAAAUGCGUAUCGUGUGCUUUGAAAACUCUUUCCAUGGUCGAAGUAUGGGUGCUCUGAGUGUCACUUCGACGGAGAAAUACCAGAUGCCCUUUCGACCGCUGAUACCUGGGGUCAGCGUUGGCAAGCUCAAUGAUCUGGAAUGCCUGCAUAGGCUCAUCACUGAUGAUACCUGUGCGGUUAUUGUCGAGCCCAUACAGGGAGAGGGAGGCGCCACUGCCGCAACAGAAGAAUGGUUGAGAGCUCUGCGAAAACGCUGUGACGAGACAGGGGCAGUGUUGAUCUUUGAUGAGAUUCAAUGCGGCCUGUACAGGUCAGGGAAUCUUUGGGCACAUUCGGCGUUGCCGAUUGAUUGCCAUCCUGAUGUUAUCACGAUGGCAAAACCGCUGGCCAACGGUUAUCCAAUUGGUGCCGUAUUGCUUCGUGAUACCAUAGCAUCUACAAUGACAGCAGGCACUCAUGGGACAACAUUUGGAGGGUCACCCACGGCAUGUGCAGUUGGACAUCACGUUCUGAACCGCCUAAGUGAUCGUGUAUUUGUCGCCCAUAUGAAGGAGAUGAGCGGGUACAUGAAUGACCGGCUCGAAGUUUUGCCGAAAUGGUUCUCAGCAAUAUUACAGCCUCACGUGCGCGGUCGUGGUUUCAUCCGAGGCCUUGGAUUCAAUGAUGUGUCACAUCCUGGAGAAGUAGUGCAACUAGCACGGGAGCGUGGAGUGUUCCUGCUGACUGCUGGAAAAGAUGCCGUACGUCUGGUGCCCUCUCUCAAUGUCACUAAGGAGGAAGUGGAUAUAGCUAUGGACGUGCUUGAAGGGUGCCUGUCAUCUUUGCGGGGUUAAGUAGGCUUAAGUAGUUACUUGGUUACAAUGCGGUGAAUACCUAAGACAUGGUCAGAAAAGUUUUAUGAACAGACAUCAUUCUGAGACAUAUUUAUCCCACAUCA